AUGCCGCGUCACGAAGCGGCGCGGAACGAUGACUGCGAGCUUCUCGUUGCUGUGCUGGCUCUCUUGAGGCUGCCGCAAGACGAGGAAAGCAUGGGCCAAGAAGAUGUGGCUGCUGUUGCAGCACAGCGGCGCAUCCGAACAACAGCGAAGCGUAUAGCGUCGGGCGCGCCAACCGACGAAGCCUCCUCCACUUCAAUCACCUCGAACCUCUCGGCCCUGACCCGAUUGUGCGAUAACAAGUUCUUGACGUACAGCUACGAGAGCAUCCCGCUCGUCUGGAGGUCGAUCUACAUCGGUGCGCAGCUGCUCCAAGCAUGCCAUGCUCUCACAGCCUUUGACUUGGCUCGCCAAGGUGCCGUUCUGAGUCGAUGCAUUCGCGAUCUGGACUUGGCGCUCAUCGUUGCGGGCGCCGGAUCCACCGAACAGGGACAUCUCUGUCACCAGAUAAUCGCCUCGCUCCAAGCAAAGCUACUCGAAGUCGACCCCAGCUGCUCAACCCAGACGUUGCGGCGAUCUAGCGGCGACCGUCCGCCUCGUAAGCGGUCGAGAUGGGCACCGUCCGACGUCUUGAGUCCAACAGCUUGUGACGCGAUCCAAGCUACCACGCCGGUUCUGGAUUUCGACUUUGAGCACGCGCCCUCUUUCAUCGAAUUGGCUGCGCCGGAUUCUGUUCUUCGUUCCAAGCCUUUUGUAGUCAGGUCGUAUGCGCAGGGCUCGGGCUGGCCUGCUGUGCAGCCAGGUCCAGAUGGUCCCUCAUGGUCGUCGAUGCAGCACCUGCUGCGUUCAGCGGGCCCAGCUAGAGUCGUGCCCAUCGAAGUGGGAGCGAACUACAUUCGCAACGAUUGGGGUCAAGAUGUCAUGCUCUGGAGCGAUUUCCUCCGCCAGUGUCGUUGGGGUGACGAUGAAGUACCCAUCGGUGCAAAAGACGAGCAAGCAGGGUCUGCUGAUUGCUCGAAUCGACACAUGCUCUACAUGGCUCAAUACGAUCUCGCUUCCCAGUUUCCUGCCCUGGAAAGCGACUACGUGCUCCCUGACUACGUCUUCACGUCUCCGCCCCCUCCCAGCGAAUGGCCGACCUACAGGCCUCCUUCUACAUCCGAUGGUGUCAUCAACAACCUCUGGAUCGGUCCCGCUGGCACCGUCUCUCCUCCGCACUACGACCCGUUCUACAACUGCUUCGUUCAGGUCGUAGGCUACAAGGAAGUUUGGGUGGCACCUCCGUACUGCAAGCCGAGUAAGAUCAACCGCACCUCGGAGCAAGCAUCGGUGUUUCAGAGCUGCGCAACAGAAACCAACGUCUCUGCGGACACAGAUAACAAAGGAUCGAUAACAGAGUCUCUGAUGGCGAACACGGCCAACAUCGAUGUCUUUGACUCGCACGAAGCGGUGCCAGAAUUUGUACGGAGCGCAGCUUACAAAGCCGUCCUCGGGCCUGGUGAUCUUCUGUAUAUGCCGCCGGAGUGCUGCCGUGUGGGACCAGGCAAAGUAUCAGAGUCAUUACCCACGUUGACGGUAAAACACGCACAAACAUCCUCCAGUGGCGAAGGUGCCUUUGCUGCUGCAAUCACCAUCAUCGAUCUACGGGUUUUGCAGCUGCGAAACAGCACGACAUUGAGCUCCUAG
Molecule: messenger RNA, 1623 nt
Organism: Pseudozyma hubeiensis SY62
Lineage: Eukaryota; Fungi; Basidiomycota; Ustilaginomycetes; Ustilaginales; Ustilaginaceae
Product: predicted hydroxylase
Exons: 2
Coding region: 1-1623 (540 amino acids)
Molecular function (GO): 2-oxoglutarate-dependent dioxygenase activity
Source: RefSeq, a predicted model, not a curated record